Molecule: messenger RNA, 1037 nt
Organism: Penicillium pulvis
Lineage: Eukaryota; Fungi; Ascomycota; Eurotiomycetes; Eurotiales; Aspergillaceae
Gene: mde1
Product: methylthioribulose 1-phosphate dehydratase MDE1
Exons: 4
Coding region: 166-900 (244 amino acids)
Cellular component (GO): cytoplasm
Molecular function (GO): methylthioribulose 1-phosphate dehydratase activity; metal ion binding
Source: RefSeq, a predicted model, not a curated record
CCGCCUAUUCCAACGCUCUAGGCUAUCCUCGGACGCUGACCAGAAAUGAUGUGCUUGUGCUGAGACCUGCGGAGCUGCAGAAUUCACCCCGCCUUAUUGGAUAUGCCCGUUACACCUACUUCAACCAUUCGGCUGACCACGUCUCACUUUCAAUCCUAACACACCAUGUGCGCCGAUGACAACAAGGCCGUCGAGGCCGUCAACAACGAUUAUCUGGUGCAGUCAGACGAUCCUGAGCACCCGGCGAACCUUAUUCCGGAGCUUUGCCGCCGUUUCUACAACUGGGGAUGGGUUACUGGCACCGGCGGUGGCACGUCCAUUCGCCAUGGCGACCACAUCUUUAUCGCUCCCUCAGGUGUUCAGAAGGAGCUGAUGAAGUCCGAGAACAUUUUUGUGGUUCAAUGGCCUACCAAGAAGUACCCCGCUGAAGAACGCAACUAUAUCCGCAAGCCCCUCAAUUUGAACCCCUCUGCCUGCACUCCACUGUUCCUGACAGCCUUUGAGCACGGCGCAGGGUGCUGUAUCCAUACUCACUCUCAAUGGGCCGUCCUGGUGACCUUGUUGGUGGAGCGCGAGAAGGGCCCUGAUGCCUGUUUCGAGAUUAACAACAUCGAGCAAAUCAAGGGCAUUCCCCGUGGCAAGGGCAAGGGCAUGCUCGGAUUUUUUGAUACCCUGAGCAUCCCCAUCAUUGAGAACACUGCUUUCGAGGAGGAUCUGACCAGUGGCCUCGAAGCUGCGAUGAAUAAGUACCCCGACACCUAUGCCGUGCUCGUGCGCAGACAUGGAAUCUAUGUUUGGGGUGACAACGUCGCCAAGGCAAAGACCCAGUGCGAGUCUCUUGACUACCUGUUCCAACUGGCUGUCGAGAUGCACAAACUGGGACUGCCCUGGGUCAAAUAGAUACAAAAUUACCUAACAACACACGGUAUACCGGUGCAGGACAGAUAAUGCGGGUAGUAGUUAUAGAUUGGCCAGUCCUGGGGAGUCCCAAUCGAGAUGAUGAGACGUAUUCAUGGAAACAUUGUCGCAAACUGUGC